CACCCGGACGGAGAGCAGGGGCGGGCCGAAGUCUGCGCCACCUGUUCGCCAUCUUGGGUCCGGUCCAGGUGUUCCGUGCUGCCCAGGCGUCCCGGGAGGUUCUGCACAUGGCCGCGCGAGGAACCAUGGUGUGCACCCUGGUGCCCCGGAAUCUGGAGAUGGAGCGGGAGCAGGUGUCAUUUGAGGACGUGGCCGUGGACUUCACCCGGGAGGAGUGGCAGGACCUGGAUGCUGCUCAGAGGACCCUCUACAGGGACGUGAUGCUGGAGACCUACAGCAGCCUGCUGUCCUUGGGGCACUGUCUGAACAAACCUGAGUUGAUCUUCAAGUUGGAGCAAGGACUUGGGCCAUGUACUGCAACAGAAGCCUCGGACAGGAGCCGCCCAGAUCUUCCUGUAUUGACUGCCCAGAAUGUGACCAGCCAGGAAAAUCAUAAGGUGCAUUUGUGGGAAGUUGAAACUCUCCAAACCAAGACAUCAAGUGAAAAGAUUGCAGAGCUAAAGGAGCAGCAGGGGAUCCAUCCAGGGUCAAAGUCCUGUGGAACUGAGGCGAAUAGGAAGACAUUUCGCCAGAAAUCACAGGGCUCCAGGAAUCAAACGUCUCAGACCCGUAAGAAAAUCGUCCGUUCAACUCUCAGUGAAGCUCAGAGGCUUCGUAAGGGUGGGAAAGGCAGGGAAGCUUCCUUCCAGAGCUCACAUGCUACCGUCUGUCAGGAAGCGCCUACGGAUGUGCAGCGUUGUGAACGUACGAAAUGCAGCUCAGAACAUCAGAGAAUUCACACAAGUGAGAAGCCCUAUGAAUGUACAGCAUGUGGGAAGACUUUCUCCUUCAGGUCAUACCUCACCCAACAUCAGAAAAUUCACACAGGCAAGAAGGCCUUUGUGUGUUCCGAGUGUGGGAGAGCCUUCUACACUAAGGGGAGACUUACUGUGCAUCAGCUAAUUCAUACACGGGAGAAGCCCUAUGAGUGUGCAAGAUGUGGGAAGGCUUUCUCCAUCAAGACGUACCUCACUCAGCAUCAGAAAAUCCACACAGGCAAGAAGCCUUAUGAAUGUGCAGAGUGUGGGAAAGCCUUCUACCGACUAGCACACCUCACUUUACAUCAGAGAACUCAUACGAAUGAGAAGCCCUAUGCUUGUACAAAAUGCCAGAAAUCUUUCUACUGCCAGUCCCAGCUAGCCCUACAUCAGCGAACUCAUACGGGUGAGAAGCCUUUUAAGUGCAUGGAAUGUGGGAAACCUUUCUACUAUAAGUCACACCUAACUCGACAUCAGAGAAUUCACAGCGAUGAGAAGAAGCCCUUUGAAUGUGCGGAAUGUGAGAAAGCCUUCUACUGCAAAUCGGACCUCACUGUGCAUCAGAGGACUCACACGGGCGAGAAGCCCUAUGCGUGUGUGGAGUGUGGGAAAUCAUUCCACCAGAAGUCCACACUCCUUCUACAUCAGAGGACUCACAUAGGUGAGAAGUCGUAUGCGUGCUCAGACUGUGGCAAAGUUUUCUACUACAAGUCACAUCUCACUCUGCAUCAGACCAUACACACAGAUACACGCCCCUAUGUGUGUACCGAGUGUGGCAGAUAUUUCUACUAUAAAUCACAACUCAUUGUACAUGGGCGGACUCACACAGGCGAUAAGCCCUAUGAGUGUAGGGAAUGUGGGAAAGCCUUCUCCCGCAAGCCGCACCUCACUCGACAUCAAAGUACUCACACAGGUAAGAGCGAUUUGAGUGCAAAUAAUGUAGGGACGCUUUCUGCUGCCAAUCACAACUCGCAGUACACCAGGGAACACGCGCGAGUGGCAGGCGUUCUGAAGGAAAAGAAUGCAGGAUAGUUUUCUACUUCACGUCACGAGUGACAGUGGGCGGCUCAGGUGAGGAGCCCUGAGAAGAGAAGGAGGGAACUUUAUACCGUGAGUCACAGUGAAGAAUGAAUGUGAGUGACCAUUCACAUGUGGCGGGAAAGUGCCAGGGGCUUCGUGCAAGUCACGGUUCUGCGGCAUCCGAAGGGGUAAUCAGCUCAGAAGCCCCGUGACCGUGUGGAGUGAAGCCCAGCUUUCUCUACGUCACCGCUCAGGCGCAUUAGCGCUCUCACACAGACAAGAAGCUUUACAGAUGUGGAGUGAAGAAAGUCAGUCCCCGUACCUGCCCCAGCACAAGAGGCCACAUGGAUGAUAAUAUAAGGAGUAUUGGGAUUUUUUUUUUAAUCAUUUAUUGAAAACUGAAACUCGGGGAUAAAUAUUAAGAAAUAAACGUGAGAAAUUCACAGAGUAACUGAGAAACAAUCCACUUUCUCUACUUCCUUAAUCUAAGAGCAGGCAGCCCCUUGGCCCCACCUCUUUCUUCACUGUGUGCCUUUUUCUCCUCUUAGUCAGCCAGAGAACUCAAUGGCCCAUUCUGGUCAGCUGAAUGUGAACUUUGUCCCCUAAACUGAGAUCAACUCCGUUGGUGGUGGUCCAGAGCAAUCAACACCAGCAGAUCUCCCCCAGCGCAGAAAAGCUUAGUAGACCCGUUAGUCCUCGCCUGACUACUUAGAAUGCCCGUAAGUCAGAAGACUGAUAGUUAUAAGAACUAUGAAAAUGUAUCCUUACUAAGCAUCAGCAACACCCUACAGGAUCAGGACUUCUGCCUGGGGAGGAUUCUGUACUGCAGUUCUGUAUGUAAGAAAAUCCAUACAUGAUAAAACCUAGGAAUUUAAGGAAUGUAAGAAAAUUUUAUGAUACAGGAGCCAAGAUGGCCGUGGUGCUUAUGGCUCCUGCAGGGGGCAGUCGAGUCUCUCCUGAGCCCCCGUCCCCCACAACCAACCACCGCUGACAACCCACAGGUGAGAGACGCUUUAACCCAACCAGUGCCCCCUCCUCCCUCCCCAUCACCCCUGUAGCCAGCAUGGAGGAGCUGCCUCCGCCGCCGCCACCACCGCUACUGCCAAAACCUAAUCCCAAACCUGAGCACUGCCCUACAACAGUGCAUCAGAGAGAAUGACUGUACCUUCACUAAAUAUGUCCUGGCACUUCUGUAAUUUCUGAUAUCAGAAUCUUUUAAAAAUAUUUGAAGAUUCAUUCAAGAUGGUGGUGGUCACUGACACUGGUGGUACCACAGAGCAACUUGUGGGGUGGGUCCCUCCUGAGCUGCCCAAGGGCUACAGGCAAGACAGUCAUACUCAGUGAGCCUUCACCAAGGGCAGAGCCAUGUGCUGUGGCCUGGAGCUCUAUCGGGUCCUGCCCUGGACACCCUGCCCAGCUGAAAGAUCACCCUGACUCGGCAACAGCAGGAUAUCUGAGAGGAGCCUCAGCAAUAGUCCAGUAUUUAUGGUGCUUCAGAAACCAGAGAUCUUGAACCACACCAAUGACUCAUUGCAAUAAGUAUGUGCAUAUAAAGCUAUUUGGACAAAAAAAAUAUACUGUGUGACACGCUGCAGUUUGCAAUGCCACUUUGAUAAAUAAACAUCCAACGGAGUGGCUGGAAGGACAGUGGGAGGGAGCAGCGCGUGAAGAAAGACAGAACUAGAGCCACGGUGGUGGUGGCGACAGGUGUGGGAGUGCAGCACGGGACGGGGAGCGUGCCAUGGUCAAGUAGGGGCAGCAGGGUGGGGAGCAGCAGCCUGGAUCACAUGUGGGCUCCAGUCCCGAAGAUGCUCCCCAGCCUCCAGGGUCCACUGGCUCCUAGCAACGUCAGGAUGUCCAUGGAGACUGGUUCAUUUUCUGGACUGGGUCUUCUCACAAAUCCUCCAUGGUCCGUAUUGCUAUAUAUGGCCUGUGCUACAGCUGCCGCUGUCGUGGUGCUGUGGUCUGGACUGCUUGUGCAGGCUGUGUUAAUGCCUUUAGACUGUGUUGCUACCAGAGACCAUAAGGAUGGCUGUGGCCUAUGCUCCCUGUGGGGGCCGUGUUGGCAUUAGUGGUCUGUGUUUCUGCCAGAGUCCAGUGUUGAUGUCCUUGGUCAGUGCUGCCGCCUGAGACUGCUGAUUUUCUUGGUCCACACUACUUGCUGCCAUAGGACAAGUGGUUGUCUGUGGAAUGGGCUGCUGCCUGAGGCCAUGUUGAUGUUUGUAGUCAGUGUUGCCAGCAGGUAUCAGUGGUCUGGGCUCUUGCUGGAGGUCAUGUUUGUCCAUCGUCUGUCCCACCACAGGGGACGGUGUAGCUAUCCACCAGAGGCCAUGCUGAUGUUUGGUCCAUGCUGCUGCUGAGGGUCAUGUUGGUGCUUGUGAUCAGGGCCGCCAAAGAGACCUCGUUGAUGUCUGUGGUCUCUGAUGCCAUUGGAGGCAAUGGUGACGUCUGUGAUCUGUGCUGAUGUCUGAGGUCUGUGCAGCCACCAGAGACCAUGAUGAGGUCUGUGGUCUAUGCUGUCUUCAGGGACCAUGUUGAGGUCCAUCUUCCAUUAUUCACAGAGGCCGUGUGGAUGUCCGUGGUCAGAGCAGCCUUGGGAAACCAUGUAGAAGCCCAUGAUCCAGGCUGCUGUUGGUUGUUGUGGGCAAGGAAGCAUCUGUUGCAAUGGUGUCAAUGACUCCAGCCAGACUCAAAAUUGAGAAUAAGAGACAAUGAAGACUUCUGCAACAACCUACACACACACACACACACACACACACACACACACACACACCAAGAGAAAAGAGCAGUCUAGACAGGAAGCCAUUGAGAAAAGUCCUUAAAUAUUGUGAUAAAGAUGCUGAAGGGUAGCUCUUCACAGUUAUUGACUUCUGGUGGGGGAUGGGAAAGGACUCAGUUAUCUUUAAGGGGCUGGGCCCUGGGAGUUUUACCACACUCUAAUGAGUAUAUGGCACUAUGAAUUGUACUUGGUGUAUUUGGGGGCAGGGCACAAGGGUGGGAGGUUGGACCUGGGAGGAAUGGGGAGUGUGACCGGGAUACGUAGUUUGAAAUUCCCAAAUAAUAAAAAUAUUAUGCUGGAAAAAUGUCUCUAUUAUAAAAAGCAGAGAAGAAUCUUAUGAAAUCUCAGUGUCAGUGUGUACAAGUGGACGGGCAACCGUGUGGAUGUGAGGAAUACAGAAAAGGCUUCCCAGGCAAUUGUGUCACUUUGCCUCUGAAACCUCGCUCAGUUGAAGGACCACGUGAGAGUAACGAACACCGGAAAGCUCUGCCCUGAGAGGGUAGACAGGCCAGCCCUCACAUUACCUCUUGUAAGCGAGAAAGCGUGCCAGGAAAUACUUAGCCAUGUAGUGACACAUGCUUUCGUUGCUAAUUAAUUCAUGUCCUGGUGCAGCAGUUUUAUUAAGAAACCAAUGUUGAAUGCUAGUCUCAGCCAGAUCAGUGAAACAAACGUCGGGUGUGGUAGCGCAUGCCUUUAACCCCAGCGGAGACAGGCACCUGGGAGUCUGAGGCCUACAGCCAGGGCGAGACAGUAAGACCCUGCCUGUAAAGAACAGUCUGCAGAGCAUUCUACGAUACGCAUGACUUGUCACGUCAGCCACACGGGCUGGGAAAAACACAAAUGUAAAGAGGGCCAAAGCUGUCUUCACUGAACACGGAAGACCCUGCUGGCACCAGAACUUCAACAGCAGCGAGGAGUACAGUGAAGGAAAAUAUGAAGCCAUCAUUCACCUGCUUUCUUAUCAAACAUAAUGAAAUCUUGCAAACGUGAGGACUAUGAUAUAUUGAUAUAUAUAUAUAUAUAUAUAUAUAUAUAUAUAUAUAUAUGGAUUUUAGCUUUACUCAUAUCAUUGGACAUCAAAUUACUUUUAAAAAUUCAGGCUGUUGAUUAAUCUCAGUGGUCAACCUCAUCUGCUCUAGACUAGCCUAUGUGAUGAUCCUUUGAGGAAACCCGUGGGGGAAUAUAUUAUAUUAAUUAUGAUGGGAAUGCAUACCCACCCACCGUUGAUGGUGCCUUGACCUGGGCUAGAAUCCAGGGCUGUAUACAGAGACAAAAACUGACCAAGGCAAGCAUUGCUCUUUGCUUUGUGACUCUGGGUACACUAUUACAAGCUGCUUCAAGCUCUCAUUGUCUUGACUUCCUCUUCUGGUUUGAAUAAGACUUUUCCCCUUUUGGUUCAUGAUUUCAGCACUUGGUGGUGCUGUUGCAGGUUAUAGAGUCUGCUGGAGGAUGUAUGUAUGUCACUGGUGGUGGGCCUGGAGUUCAUGAUCUCACCCAACUUCCAGGUCUCACUUUCUGCCUCCUGUAUGCAACUGAGAUGUGAUCUUCGGGUUCUCACUUUUGAUGCUAAGCCUUUCCACCAGUAUGAAAAUCUAGUCCUCUAGAAUUUUAAGCCAAAAUAAACUCUUCCUUCUGUU
Molecule: messenger RNA, 6233 nt
Organism: Myodes glareolus (Bank vole)
Lineage: Eukaryota; Metazoa; Chordata; Mammalia; Rodentia; Cricetidae
Biological process (GO): regulation of transcription by RNA polymerase II
Molecular function (GO): RNA polymerase II cis-regulatory region sequence-specific DNA binding; DNA-binding transcription factor activity
Source: RefSeq, a predicted model, not a curated record